UGUUUGUCGGCGCAGGGCUCUGAUGAAUACGCCUUAUAUUGACUUAAUAAAGUAUUGCUGACAAAUCUGUUCAUAAAUAUAUUUUGUUUUAUUUUGAAAUAUUUCUUUUAAAUGUUAAUAAUUUAAAAAGUGCAAUAAGUAAAAGAUAAGAAAAGUGAAACACAAUUGUAAAAAUUUGUGGGAUGUAUUUGAAAAUUGAUUGUAUUUAAUAAUAAGUGAUGUUUGUAAAUUGCUGAAAAUUGAUUGGGCUGCACAGCAACAUAAACCAGUCGCAAAGAACAAGUGACAAAGAAUAAAAAUAAAGACUAGAACUUCUGAACGCACACAAACGCACACAAACAUUCAUACAACAAAGUACGCACGCAUCGAACAACCGACACAAGAAAAUUUCAACAACAACAUAGCAAAUCAAGUGGCACAGUGGGUCGAAUAAUUUGUAGCAUUUAUAACCAAGAGGAAAAACAAAAGUAAAAACGAACCCGCAUCUUAAGAAGAGAAAAUGACGGAAUAUAAACUUGUUGUUGUCGGUGCUGGUGGUGUUGGAAAAUCUGCUUUAACAAUUCAGUUAAUACAAAAUCAUUUUGUCGAUGAAUAUGAUCCAACAAUUGAGGACUCUUAUCGCAAACAAGUGGUGAUAGACGGAGAAACAUGUUUGUUGGAUAUAUUGGACACAGCCGGACAAGAGGAAUAUUCAGCUAUGCGUGAUCAGUACAUGCGUACCGGUGAAGGUUUUUUGUUAGUUUUUGCAGUUAACAGUGCAAAAUCUUUUGAAGAUAUUGGCACAUAUCGUGAACAAAUAAAACGCGUUAAGGAUGCUGAAGAGGUUCCAAUGGUUUUAGUGGGCAACAAAUGUGAUUUACAAGCGUGGGCUGUAAAUAUGAAUCAAGCUAGAGAAAUAGCCAAACAGUACGGUAUACCCUUCGUAGAGACAUCAGCGAAAACGCGUAUGGGUGUAGAUGACGCCUUCUACACUUUGGUUCGUGAAAUCCGCAAAGAUAAAGAACACAGGGGGAAAAAGGGCCGCAAAACAUAUAAACACACAAAUCGCAAAUUCAAAUGUGAGCUUCUUUAAAUCGAAUUCCUUCAACUAUAAGGUGGUAGCACAUUAUCGUACAUUGAACGAGAGACUACAUAAAUAGAUAAGAAUCGCGCAAACAAAUGCACAUUAACUAACUAAGCAAAUGCUUCUGUGCAUUAGUUAUAAAACAUCUGAUGUCAGUGCUAAUUAUGAUUUCAAUAAAAUAAUUUUAUUUAACAUUUUUUAAGAACUUUGAUAAUACAAAAUAAAAAAUGUGUAAACUAUUGCACAAUCAUUAAAUUCAUAUUAAAUUAAUUAACAGAAAAGAAAAAUCCUAAACGUCAACAAACAACAUAACAACACUCGUAUAAGUAUUCUAUUUUUCGCUCACGCACAAAGUAAAACAAAAUAAAAAAUAUUUUCAUAUUAAAAAGAGAGAAAAACAAAUAAUGAGGUUUACAUAUUAAAAUUAUUAUUUCAUAAUUUAGUUCGGUGCUAAAUGUUUUAAAAUAAAUUUUAUACGUUUUCAUAACAUAUUUUAUAUAUAAUUUUUAAUAACAGAAAUAUUUUAUAAUUUUCUUAUGCUGCGACGCUAAAUUUAAUCUUCUUUGCCAUAUUUUAUAAUUUUAAAAAUUAUAUUCAUUGUGAAUUUAAUGUGUUUGUUUUUUAUUGCUGCUCUUUUUUGUAAAGUCGAGUUAUAUUUCAUUGAACUAAUUAUAUUUCCUAGACUUAGGUCUGUAUUCUGCCACCAUUGGGUUGAUUUUUUUAUAUACAUACAUUUAACAUAAUUUUAUUAUUAAUUUGUGUCUUAAUUUUAUAAUUAUUAUUAUUAUUUUUUAAUAAAUGUACACGUAUUAACA
This is a messenger RNA of Lucilia sericata (common green bottle fly), 1878 nucleotides long. RefSeq names its product ras-like protein 1 (gene Ras85D). Lineage: Eukaryota; Metazoa; Arthropoda; Insecta; Diptera; Calliphoridae. Gene Ontology annotation, cellular component: plasma membrane. The record is from RefSeq and is a predicted model, not a curated record. Gene Ontology annotation, biological process: epidermal growth factor receptor signaling pathway; Ras protein signal transduction. Gene Ontology annotation, molecular function: GDP binding; GTP binding; GTPase activity. The transcript has 4 exons. Bases 500 to 1072 code for a protein of 190 amino acids.